AUGGCACCACCGCAUCUGGCUGCCACUGAAGAUGACAGGCUCAGACACUUGCAACUCUCACCGAGAGCACUAGGGCCAACACACGAUGAGCGAGCCGGUCUGCCAAACGGUUCAGAGUCACGCUCUGCAUUCCAAGUCCCUAAAGCAGAUUCUUUCUCGCCCGUCUCAUUUCCUAUCUCGCCCAGUGCUACCAAUAGUCUUGAAAAUGUGCAACAACAACCUUUUCCAUGUCGUUAUCCUUGCCUUGAGGCGAUCUUGCCGGAACUGAAAGGGUUCGUGUCUGCAAAUGAGGCGUGCGACUUGCUGGACAUCUUCUUCGCGGAGCCCGGAAACUCUCUCUCGAGCACUCACAGUCCCUACGUGCUCACUACCGUUCUGCGAAAAAAGUCGCUGCUCCAUAGAACGAGACCGCGCCCUACAUCCCCCGCAUUGCUGGCCACUAUGCUCUGGUGUGUUGCCCAGACUGCGGACAGUCGUGUCUAUUACGUGCCUGGGGCUCGGGAGCGUAUCACCGACCACCUAUAUUCUCUCGCUGUAUCACAUAUGCGCCGGAGGGAUAUGGAUAAUUGGCACCGGGUGUCAGGAGGCUGGCAGCUCGAGGAGGAUUGUAUGCUGAAUGUGGACGGCAAGGAAUCGAAGGGGCGGCGGACAUUUAGCACCGGCCCGCAACCGACGGUGGACGAUGUGUUAACCUUUACGCUGUUUACUGUUGUCAUAUCCGGAGGUGUAUUCAAGGCUGACAGUCUCAAAUGGUGGAACAAGGCCGUCGGUCUGGUUAAGUUCCUCGCAUUCAAUACUGAAUCUGGGUUGGCAAGGAAUAGCGACACCUCCGAUCAUUCCAGCGCCAUCGAAGACCAAGAAGAGCGACGAAGGGCCUUUUGGCUAGUAUACGCUCUAGACAGACAUCUGGCACUCUCAUACAACGGAUCUUUGCACAUUCUCGAUGCCGAAUGUCAAGUCCUCAACCCCCUGCCUGAGGACAUGUGGCAAAACCUCGAUACCAUCCCACUCGAUAUGCUCCCUCGUCGCACCUAUGGUCCCUCCACCACCAUAUCCGGACCCGGGUUGUUUGAAUACUUUCUCCCUCUCAUGGCCAUACUCGGAGAUAUAAUCGACCUCCGACUACGACACCACCAUCCUCGCCUCCCAGCUGACGAUUCGUCCUGUCUCAACGCCAUCAAACGAACUCUCUCUCACUGCGAAUCUAGCCUCGGGGACUUUGCCGAUGCCACUAUCCCAGGAUCUCUUACCAACACACGAGCACAGCUUAUAAUCGCCUACGCAACUUACAUCAUCAAAGUCCUCUACGUCCUACUCCACGGCGAAUGGGACGCCAUCUCCAUGCUCGAAGACACGGGAAACUGGAUCGCUUCUCCCAGUUUCUCCGAGUGCGCAUCAAGCUCCAUCGGCGCGGCUCAAUGCAUCUCCGAUAUUCUGAGCGUCGACCCAGAGCUUUCUUUCAUGCCGUAUCUGUUCGGAAUAUAUCUCUUCCACGGCAGUUUCGUGCUCUUGUUGUUCGCGGAGCGCAUGCCGCAAAUCGGCCCUAACGAGUCGGUCGAGCAGGCUUGCGAGGUGAUUAUUCGCGCGCACGAGGUCGCGAUCGUGACAUUGAGUACGGAUUUUCAGAAAACGUUUCGCAAAGCUUUCCGGUCCAUUCUGUACCGCGUUCGGAGACCGGAUUCCAUCGACCCCGAGUUCCAGGUCCUUCGGAAGGAGGUGCUUUCCAUGUAUCGAUGGACUAUGGGACAUAAGGGCCUCUGUCUAUGA
Aspergillus steynii IBT 23096 is the source of this 1767-nucleotide messenger RNA. Its product is annotated as fungal specific transcription factor domain-containing protein. Bases 1 to 1767 code for a protein of 588 amino acids. Gene Ontology annotation, molecular function: zinc ion binding; DNA binding. The transcript has 2 exons. Gene Ontology annotation, biological process: DNA-templated transcription. The record is from RefSeq and is a predicted model, not a curated record. NCBI's taxonomy places the organism in Eukaryota, Fungi, Ascomycota, Eurotiomycetes, Eurotiales, Aspergillaceae.